AUGCUGUUCCGCAGUCUACUGUCCACGGCUGUCCUAGCCGCCUCGCUAUGCGCAGACCAUGCAUCUGCUGGUAAACUUGGCCGGUUUGCUCAAAGAACUCGCGACGCCAAACCGGCUAAGCGCGCAGGAGAGGUCGCGAAGCGGUCGCACUCCACCCCUGUCGAAGACUACCGGUUCUACAACAACGCUACGCAGGCCUUCCGUGUGAAGAGUCUUCCUGAUGUUCAUUACGACAUCGGCGAGACAUACUCUGGCUUGAUCCCCAUCGAGAAGGACGAUCCGUCGAGAGCACUUUUCUUUGUCUUCCAACCUACCGUUGGUGCGCCCGUGGACGAGGUCACCAUCUGGUUGAAUGGUGGCCCUGGAUGCUCGUCUCUGGAGGGCUUUCUCCAAGAGAAUGGACGGUUCACCUGGCAGCCUGGAACAUACUUGCCCGUUGAGAACCAAUACUCAUGGGUAAACUUGACUAACGUGCUGUGGGUCGACCAACCUGUUGGCACGGGCUUCUCUGUUGGCACCCCGACUGCAGUGUCUGAGGAGGAGAUCGCACAGGACUUCAUUAAGUUCUUCAAGAACUGGCAGCAGACCUUUGGCAUCAAGAACUUCAAGAUCUACGUGACUGGUGAGAGCUAUGCAGGCCGCUAUGUCCCUUAUAUCUCAGCUGCCAUGCUGGACGAGAAGGACACGGAGUACUUUGACCUGAAGGGAGCUUUGACCUACGACCCUGUCAUCGGCCAGUUCGACUACGUCCAGACCGACGCACCGGUCGUGCCCUUCGUCCAGGACAACAAGGUCCUCUUCAACUUCAACGCCAGCUUCCUGGCCGAGCUGGAGCAGCUCCACGAGUCCUGCGGCUACAAGGCCUUCAUCGACGAGUAUCUCACCUUCCCCGCCAGCGGGGUCCAGCCUCCGAAGAGCAUGAACUACUCGGGCGACUGUGACCUCUGGGACCUGAUCAACAACGAGGUCCUCGGCAACAACCCCUGCUUCAACCCCUACGCGAUCAACGAGAACUGCCCCAUCGUCUGGGACGUGCUGGGCUUCCCGACCGAGGUCGACUACACCCCGCCGGGGGCGACGGUCUACUUCGACCGGUCGGACGUGAAGCGCGCCCUGCACGCCCCGGCCAACAUCACCUGGUCCGAGUGCUCGAACGAGAGCGUCUUCGUGGGCGUGGGCGGCCCCGAGGGCGAGGGCGACCUGUCCGCCAACCCGAUCGAGCACGUCCUGCCGCAGGUCAUCGAAGGCACGAACCGCGUGCUCAUCGCCAACGGCGACUUCGACAUGGUCAUCCUCACCCAGGGCACCCUGCUCUCCAUCCAGAACAUGACCUGGAACGGCAAGCUGGGCUUCGAGACCGAGCCCGCCACCCCGAUCAACAUCGAGCUCCCGGACCUGCAGUGGGACCCCAUCCUGGGCGGCGCCACCGGCGGCCAGGGCGACAUGGGCAUCCAGCACUACGAGCGCGGCCUGAUGUGGGCGGAGACCUACCAGAGCGGCCACAUGCAGCCGCAGUACCAGCCCCGUGUGUCGUACCGACACCUGCAGUGGCUGCUGGGGAGAAUCGAUAAGCUGUGA
This is a messenger RNA of Aspergillus japonicus CBS 114.51, 1578 nucleotides long. RefSeq names its product putative pheromone processing carboxypeptidase (Sxa2) (gene sxa2). Gene Ontology annotation, molecular function: serine-type carboxypeptidase activity. The coding region runs from base 1 to 1578 and encodes 525 amino acids. The record is from RefSeq and is a predicted model, not a curated record. Gene Ontology annotation, biological process: proteolysis. The transcript has 5 exons. Lineage: Eukaryota; Fungi; Ascomycota; Eurotiomycetes; Eurotiales; Aspergillaceae.